UGUAGCCUGGGUAUACGUUACUUUAUAUGAAUUACAAGACUGCAAAACAGCGUCAUGUUUUAAUCCGCGGAAAGAAAAUAAAUCCCACUUCAGACGUCGCUCCAUUAAGUUACAAUAAGUCCAUGUAUUGAAAGUUUUUAUUAUUAGUUCACAUUUUAAACUAUUAAAGGAUAUGACUAAAUAACAGAUUAGUUGAAUAUCAACUUAGCUGGAUAAUAUAUAUAAAUAUAAAAUCGGUCUCAAAAAUGGUAGUAAUAGGUUUUUUAAUCCGGUACUUACAAAAUUACUUUAUAAAAAAAGUUAAACGGUAAACAUAUAAAUGCUUUUACUAAUGUGAAUAUAUUUAUUUUUUAAUGAGGACUUGUUACUACACGGAUUGCAUUUUUAAGUCGACUGAAAGGAUUUCACCAUAGUAUAAAACAUGAAUGACGAUGCACUACACCCGAAACAAUUUCUUGAGUUGCGAGAAAGAGAAGUGUUCGAUUUAUUUGACAAAAAUGGCGACGGUUUUAUCACACAGAAUGAGUUAGGAAACGUUCUACGGUGUAUAGGAUAUAAUCCGACGGGGGCUGAGGUGGAAGACAUAUUAAAAAAGUUUGAUUCCGAUCAUAACGACAAAAUUACGUAUGAUGAAUAUGUUGAAAUGUUAAAGAAACAUUUAAAAGAUCCUAGUGUGUUUAAUAUCGAGUUACGAGAAGCUUUCCGAAAGUUUGAUAGAGACAGGACCGGCGAUUUAGAUUUUAAAGAACUCCGGAAAGCUUUGAUGUCUCUCGGCGAACCGUUAACGGCCGAGGAGACCGACCAGUUGUUUAAAAUGAUGGACGCUGAUGGAGACAAGCAAGUUGAUGUUGAAGAAUUUGUGAAGUUUAUGCUCAAGGGGUAUGACGAUAUCAAGAAAGUAGAAGAAUGCCCACAGAUCCAAACGACAUCAUCCAAAAAAUGAUUUCAUUUAGAAACUAUAUUCAUGAUUUCAUGCCAUAUCAUAUUUAUAUAUUAAAGUUAUCCAUUAUCUUUUAUAAAUUAUGUGUUUAUAUUUGUAAAUUAGUAUACAACUGAAAGAUUGUUAUGUAGAGUUGUACCGCGGACUCAUGUUGAACGCUCAUUGUGUCAGUAGCGUAUAUACAUGUAUAAACAAGAUAAAGUACUUUAUAAUAUCACUAAAAUUUAUUCUUAUAUAUUUAAUUCUUAUGACCCGAAAAUGCGGUCGUUUGUGUUAUGUUCAGAAUGCAUAUAUACAUGUCCAAGUUAGACCCCAAAGUGCAUUUGACCCCAAAGUGAGAUGUGUUACAAAGAAUUUAUGAUUUUAGCUACCUCAUCUCACAUGCGUUAAUCCAGAAAAUGGGGGAGGAGGGAUGGUCAUGAUCCCUCCUGGAAUCUGGCUAAUACAUGUAUACCCACUGAGUUUUGAAUAUUAAAAGUAAACUUUAAGUCAUUUAAAGAUUUCUACUAAAAGUAAUCGAGACUAAAUCGUGAUUUAUAAUAAUUCUUUCAAGAUCAGAUAUAGACGGUUGUGCAUAAAUUUUACACGUGUCGUCUGCUUUAAUAUGUGUAGUGUUUAAUAGGUUCUCUGAAAUAUCAUUUAUAUAAACAAGAAAGAAAUGAAGUCUAAGUACUGGACCAUGAGGAAACCCUGUGCUUUAUGUGAAGACAACGCAACAAAAUUUUACAUCUGCAUUAGAUAACUUUUAUCGACUAUUCUUCUUAAGUGCUUGAGAAGGUCACUAAGUCAUCAAGCAUUUUGAUUUUGUACAUAGAAAAGAAAUAUAUAUCAAACAAAAUUGCUUGGUUUGUCAAACUUUUUUUCACAACACAUGUACAUUUGAGAUAUUUGUAUUAAGAUGAAAAAUGCAAACACUAAUCUAUUUCAUCUUUCACACUUUUAUUUUUACGGACUCGAAACGUUUGGUACAGUUGAACCCACGGUCGGAAGAUCCCAACCGUAAA
This is a messenger RNA of Ruditapes philippinarum (Manila clam), 1944 nucleotides long. Its product is annotated as neo-calmodulin-like. The record is from RefSeq and is a predicted model, not a curated record. Gene Ontology annotation, molecular function: calcium ion binding. Lineage: Eukaryota; Metazoa; Mollusca; Bivalvia; Venerida; Veneridae. The transcript has 5 exons. Bases 422 to 943 code for a protein of 173 amino acids. Gene Ontology annotation, cellular component: myosin II complex.